Molecule: messenger RNA, 3565 nt
Organism: Salvelinus namaycush (lake trout)
Lineage: Eukaryota; Metazoa; Chordata; Actinopteri; Salmoniformes; Salmonidae
Gene: vps37c
Product: VPS37C subunit of ESCRT-I
Exons: 5
Coding region: 237-1307 (356 amino acids)
Biological process (GO): protein targeting to vacuole; ubiquitin-dependent protein catabolic process via the multivesicular body sorting pathway; protein targeting to membrane
Cellular component (GO): ESCRT I complex
Source: RefSeq, a predicted model, not a curated record
CAAAAAUGGUGGCGGUUUCUGUUAGUGUGAAGUGAAACUUUCCAAAUAUUGCUGAUAAAACAGCUAUUCUUUAAUCUAUUUUUAUGAUUCUCGUCGAGCAGAUAUUUAAGUAAUUAUUGUUGGACUACUGCUGUAUCUGAUAUCAAGCAACACGAUCGAAUGACGUCGUUUUUUUGAGGAUUUGAAGAUCGCGAGCAGUGGGCUUUCCUCAAAGUUGACGCUGUCCUGGCAAAUCAAUGGACAAGCUUCAGGACCUCAGCCAAUCCGAGUUGGAGGAUUUGCUGGACAAUACAGAGCGGGUGGAGUCCAUGGCAUUGGAAUCUGAUGAGAUUCAGAACAUCCAGCUGGAGAGGGAGAUGGCACUGGCCUCCAACCGUAACCUGGCAGAACAGAACCUGGACAUGAAGCCUCGCCUGGAGAGACAGAGAGAACAUCUAGUGGAGAGAUACUCUGAACUGGAGGGAGUCAGAGAGACCUACAGACAACACUGUGACCAGAAAGAUGGCAUCAUGGGGCAGGUAUCACCAGAGGGGUUGUUCUCCAGACUCCAGACAGAGGGCGCCAGCACAGAGACGGAGUCAGAGAGUCUGGCAGAUGAGUUUCUGGACGGCCAGCUGUCGCUGGACUCGUUCCUUGACCGCUUCCUCUCCCUCCGCUCCCUCGCUCACAAAAGACGAGUGCGGAUAGAGAAACUGCAGGAGAUCCUGCGCCAGAAGAAAGAGACCGCCACCGGUGAAGCCGGCUCCAUGACAUCACAAACAAGCGCCAAUCAGGACCCAGCGACAACACAGUCAUCGCCAUGGAAUCAUCAUCAAGCUCCUCAGCAACAACAACCGCAGCAGAAUUCCAAUCUCAACAAUCACUCUAGUUUCCAAAACCCCUCUUCCCAAAAUGGCCCCGGCUCCGCCCUACCUUACACCCCUUACCCCGUCUCCCCUCCUAACCCAACAGCCACUUCCGCAGUAUCAGGACCAGGCCCGUCCAUUCCUCCAGGUCAAUUUCCUCCCUACCCCAGCCCCGGCUCACCUUUCACCCCAGCGGCGGGCUACACAUCCCGCCCCGCUUUCGGGCCUCCGGCCAAUGCCUGCCCGUACCCCACCCAGCCCACGUUCCCUGGCGUCCCCGGCUCAGGGUCUGCGUUCGGGCAGUACAGCGCCCCCAACAGCGCCCCCUACCCCUCUGCGUACCCUUACGGUGGGGUUGAGGGGUAUAGCUACCCCACGGGCCCCGCUCUGCCCAACUCUCAGUCCCCCACAGGCAGGCCGCUCUACAGGCCCGGGUUUGGAGUGCCACAGCCCUACUCCUGAACCCUCCCUCUGCUCUAACCCCGUCACUCCUCUCCCACCACACAUUCUCCAGUCUCUCCCUCAUUUUGCUCUUUUUUUCUGACUCUCUCUUUCUCUCUCUCUUUCUCUUUCUCUCUUUCUCUCUCUCUCUCAAUCUGCCUCUUCUCCUCCCCUCCUGUCAUUCUCAAGUGCAUAACUGUCUCAGGACCUCCCCUUGUGUUCCAAUGUGUUGUUAGAAACACUUUCCAAUUGGCUGUCGGCCCCUUCACUCUCCCCUCUCUCUCCUCCUAUUGGCUGUCGGCCCUUUCACUCUUCUCCCUCCCUUUGUGGAAUACUGAGCCAAUCAACAAUACCUUGGCCACGUACGUUUCAGAUAGAAAUGGAGCUGACGUGACUCCUUAUUCUACAUGUCAGAGAGUCAUGUUCUACAUAAAAUAUAUCUACACAUAUAUUCCUUAUCACUGGUCUCACCCUGUAGCACAAGUCCCUUGUGGCACUGUACGGUAUACGCAUUGGAGUACAUUUGACUUGUUCUAACACCCAUAUCAUUCUACACCGAUGUCAGAUUACAUGUGUUGACCAUAUUCGUUCGUACAUGAUGAUGUUAACUUAAUAACCACCCGAACCAAAACGUUUUACAGGUGCAGUUCUGUUCAGGAAUUGUGUUGUUCUGUAAACUGUCUUUGUUGUUCUUCGUUCUGGUUAGGAAGUACUUAAGACAAUACUAAAGAAGGAAAAUCCUACGAAUAGGAACUCUAGGAUCUGUCCAUGUAAUCGUAUUCAUUAUGAUCUAAAAGGCUAAACUGAUCCUAUAUCAGUACACCCACUCUGAGAGGCUUUAUGAAUGCGGGCCCUGAUCAGUUGUCGUUUUGGAGACUUCAAUAACCCUAUCUUCUUUCUUAAUCACCUGGCUCUGCAUGUAUGAUGUUUGUUUCUUUGCAAAAUCUGGACAUCUUUACAGAUGUAGGAUCUUAAUUUGACCUGUUUCUCACGGCAGGAAAAUAAUCCUGCAGCAAAAUGACACGUGGAUUAUAAUUUUGUAGGGUUUGAUAAAUUGUCAGGGCAAAUGAAGUCUGAAAUUAAUAACUUUAGAAGCCAUCUUUCAACCUUGAAUACACUGUUUGAAUUUUCUGCUGUGCAGGAAAUUUCCUGCAACAACAGGGUGAUCAAGUUAAGAUCCUACAUCUGUAUGUCCUACAAGUUUAGCUUCCAAGUCCUUUCUUGACAGGAUGUUUUGGUUGGUUGUUUAGGUAUUUUGAUGCCUAUUGACAAUGACGUCAUUGUUUACAGAAUCAUAUCUGUAUUCUCUGUCGAGAAUCAUGCUUGUUUCUCUUCUCUCUGGUCUCUCCGUUUUCUCACUUCACACUCCGUUUCGUCUCUUCCCCCACGAGGCUCGCUUGGCGUUAAACUCACCUCUCGUCUUUCUCACCUCACUCUCUAUUUCACCCUCUCUCCAUAAUCUGCCUGUUGACAUGAACUGAUGCUUGACAAUGAUUGCAAUGAGGAAAUAGUUUAUUUCUAUAAGUUCACUUUCAAUGAGAAUAAUAUAAUGUGAUUUGUAUAAAUUAUUAAAGAGCUGUUAUCAAUAACAGGUGACAUGACAUUAAAACGAGGGAUUAAUAGCCUGCACCCCAAAUGGAACCCUAUUCUCUUAGGGCUCUGGUCAAAAGUAGUGCACUAUAUAUGGAAGUGGGUGCGAUUUGGGACUCAUCUGCCUGCUUUAGCUCAGAAAGCACAAGAGAAGAGAGCUGUUACUGGGGGGGGUUCUACAGAGAUUCAUACUGUCUUCAUGAUGGCUCAUACAGCAUUCAUAGACACAUCUAAAAGUCAUGAGCUCUUCAACCUUAAUCGGUGGUCUUAAAUGGAGCAUUACUACAUUGGUUGUCAUCAUGUCCUAUGAAGGUGUUCUGAAACUUCUGUUUAGUUAUGUAGGGCUUCUUCAUCAAGUUAACUGGUUGGACUGACUGGUGUAGUCUACGACCAGGGGGCAGUGUUUUACUGGGAUUAUCACACUACAACUGUCCCAAAUAGCACCAUAUCCCCUACAAAAUGCACUACUUUUGACCAGAGCCCAUGGGCAGAGAAUGGGGUUUCCGUUUGGGACAGACCCUAACACUCUGUAUUUAAGGAAGAAAAGAUGAGUCAGAAAUUGGGUUUUAGAAGCCCAACGGAGAUACGCGGCAUUGAUAAGGGGGAAAUAAAAAUACAAGCUUGGAGCUUGUUUUAAGUUUCUUAUUUUUUUUUGUGUGAAUAUUAAUUAAACACUGAACUUGAUCUAA